Molecule: messenger RNA, 1023 nt
Organism: Amphimedon queenslandica
Lineage: Eukaryota; Metazoa; Porifera; Demospongiae; Haplosclerida; Niphatidae
Product: dihydroflavonol 4-reductase-like
Exons: 2
Molecular function (GO): oxidoreductase activity, acting on the CH-OH group of donors, NAD or NADP as acceptor
Source: RefSeq, a predicted model, not a curated record
AAUAGUGUAGACUGUAUUGAUAUGAGAAUUCUAUUUUGUAGGAGGAAGAGAUUGGCAGACUAAGGAAAAGACUUGCCGAUGCAAUCAAAUCUGAAGAAGCAACAAGAAAGCAAUGGAUUAAUGAGCGAAUGAUGUUAUCACAACUUAAACAAACAAAAAGUACUUCUGUCCCUUUUCCAUCAACAUUGGCACAGCAUAAAGUCCAGCAAAAACCUAAGAUACCACCAGAUCCACCGGUACAGCAUACAAAAAAGGCUGCAACUGGUGUCCAUUUUAAGACACAGCAGUUGCAACACCUCCCUCGUAGGCCAACAUUGGUUGCACCCAUUGACAGCAACUGGAAUGAAUUAGUGAAGUUUGCAAAAUUCAGCAACAAAGAAGCAGCAACAGAAACAAGACAGAUAUUAAGGAAACAAGGACUGUUGUUAUAAUAAAAUAAAUUUAAAAUUAAAAAAUAGAUCUAAGCAUAAACAGUUAAGUUAUGCUGAAUUGUAAUUUUAAUAGGUGUGGCUACCUAUAUGAUUCAAUAUGUCGGCUUUGGAAGAGGCUUCUUCACCACCCCAAGUUCUUGUUACUGGAGCCUCUGGUUAUGUAGCAACUCAUCUUGUUCAACAGUUGCUCGUUGGAGGUAAAGUUAAAGUACGGGGUACUGUACGUAGUCUGAAGAAUGAGUCCAAGAGUGCCCCACUGAUGAAACUGGUACCAGAUGCAAAGUAUCCACUGGAACUAGUUGAAGCUGAUUUACUUAACGAGGAAUCGUGGAUAGAAGCAGUUAAGGGAUGUGACUAUGUGUAUCACACAGCUUCGCCACUUCCUUUAGAAGACCCAAGAGAUGAGAACGAGAUUAUAAAGCCAGCAGUAGAUGGUACACUGAAUGUACUUAAAGCUUGUGUUGCAGCUGGGACUGUCAAACGUGUCGUAAUCACCAGUUCGGUUGUUGCGAUUUCUGGUGGUUUUAUAAUUCCACGAGAAAUCCCGUAUAAUGAAGAGGAUUGGGCUGACGAAUCGAUCUGCCCAGCUUAU